Molecule: messenger RNA, 1553 nt
Organism: Stegastes partitus (bicolor damselfish)
Lineage: Eukaryota; Metazoa; Chordata; Actinopteri; Pomacentridae
Gene: henmt1
Product: HEN methyltransferase 1
Exons: 9
Coding region: 1-1335 (444 amino acids)
Biological process (GO): RNA methylation; siRNA processing; piRNA processing
Cellular component (GO): nucleus; cytoplasm
Molecular function (GO): RNA methyltransferase activity; O-methyltransferase activity
Source: RefSeq, a predicted model, not a curated record
AUGGCUGCCAUGUUCAGUCCGGCGCUUCACAGGCAGAGACAUCAGUUUGUCAUCGAUUUUGUCAAGCAGCACAAACCCAAAAAGGUGGUGGACCUGGGCUGCAGUGAGUGCAGCCUCCUCAAAAAACUCCGGUUUCACCGUGAAAUUGAACUGCUGGUUGGUUUGGACGUCAACGGUGCCAAAGUCAAAAAACAUAUGUAUGGAUUAGCUCCUAUAUCUACUGACUACCUGCAGCCCACUUAUGAUCAGCUGUGCAUUGAGCUCUACCAGGGGUCGGUCACACAGGAAGAUGCCCGCCUCAGAGGAUUUGAUCUGGUGACUGCUAUAGAGCUCAUAGAGCACCUUACUCUUGCUGAUGUGGGGCUCUUCUCUGCAGUGCUGUUUGGUUACAUGACCCCAGUGGCAGUUAUUGUCAGCACCCCAAACUCUGAGUUCAAUCCCCUCCUGCCUGGACUAAGAGGUUUCAGACACAGUGACCACAAGUUUGAGUGGACCAGAGCAGAGUUCAGAUCGUGGGCUCUGAAGGUGUGUUUGGAUUAUGGUUACGAGGUGGCGUUCACUGGUGUUGGACAAGCACCACAGGGUCAGCAGGAGAGUGUUGGCUUCUGCUCGCAGAUUGGUGUGUUUCACCGGAUUGGAGGGAGAAAUGGAUGCAACAUGUUACUUGACGAUGAUGCAGACGAUGUGUUUUCAUACACACUGUUGUAUAGUAUAAAGUACCCCAGCCUGCGUGACAACAACACCUUGCGCCGGGUCCUGGUGAGUGAAGUGCUGUACUCUGCAGAAAAACUUAAGGAUAGAUGGUUGGAGGAGAAGACUGGAAACAGGGAUGGUACACAGUGUCAAACUGAGGAAGGACGGGAUGAAUUCCUCUCAGAGCUGUGCAUGGAGAUGGAGGAGCAACAGACAGCAUAUGUAGAACAGAUGAAAAAUCCAUGGGAGCAGUGUGGGAGAAGUGUGUCAAACGAUGAAGAAGAGAAGUAUGAUGAGAUGCUUGAGACACAAGGCCACAAACAUCAGGGACCUUGUACACUGAGGAGAUUUAUUUUUUUUCUCUGUGCUGGUAGGUAUGUGUCUGUACCUCUGGCUGUGCUGUGGUCCUGCUGUCCCAAAGUCUGUGCACUGAGUGGAAGUCUUAGUAAUCUCAGACAUCUGCUGAUGGGAAAUCCAGAAGUUAAACUGAGCCAGGACGGCUCUGCUGUGCUUGUAGCUCACCAGGAACAAGACCAGGAAGAGGAAGAUGUUGACAAUGAUUUGGAGGACAGCGGGUAUGCAGGGGCCAGCCACUACUCCCAUAGUGCUGAGCAAGAGGAAAACUGGGAGGCAAAUGUUUGAUCUGAAGGAUGCAGCUUUGUUGUCACUAAAGCUAGGUGACUUGUUUAAAUCUAUCAAAGAAAGGUUUGAUUAUGAGUUGUACGAACAAUCCUAAUUUGACUGAAACUGUUAUGAGUCUGAAACAUGAGUUCAGAUCAAUGACAAUAAAAUGACCACUGGUCACUAAAAUAUAAGUGUAUUGACUGAAAGCAACUUUGAAAGUCCACAUGUAAGUAGUA